Dromiciops gliroides (monito del monte) is the source of this 5251-nucleotide messenger RNA. It is a transcript of the gene AATF, whose product is annotated as apoptosis antagonizing transcription factor. Lineage: Eukaryota; Metazoa; Chordata; Mammalia; Microbiotheria; Microbiotheriidae. The transcript has 12 exons. Gene Ontology annotation, cellular component: nucleolus; nucleus. Gene Ontology annotation, biological process: regulation of transcription by RNA polymerase II. Bases 147 to 1835 code for a protein of 562 amino acids. The record is from RefSeq and is a predicted model, not a curated record.
CCCAGGCCUCGCGCGCCUCCCGGAAGUUGCCGGUGUUGGAAUCAGGAUCUGGGAGCGUGAGUCGGGACGACGGUUGUUCGAGUAGCAGCUGCAGGGGAGGCGGCGGCGGAACGCUCGAGGACCGAGCCGGCUUGGGGUCCGAGAUUAUGGCAACGCCGCAGCCCCUGGCGCGGCAGCUGGAGCAGCUGCUGAACCCGCGGCCAAGCGAGGCGGACCCCGAAGCGGAUCCCGAGGAGGCCACUGCUGCCCGAGUUAUUGACAGAUUUGAUGAGGGUGAAGAUGAAGACAGUGACCUCCCUCAUGUGGGAAGCAUUAGGAAAAGGGCCUUUGCCUCCUUCUUAGAUACAGACAAACGAUAUUCAGGCAAGACUACUUCUCGAAAAGCUUUGAAGGAAGACCUGUGGGAACAACCUCUAUCAGAAGCCUCUGACAGAGAAGCAUCUGAUGAAGAGUCAGAGAGCACAGGGCUAGAGGAGUCUGCUGAGGAGCUGGAAUCCAGCCAUGAUGGGGGGAGCAGUUGGAAAGACAAAGGCAAGAGAGAGAAGAGGGACACUCAGUCUUCAAGCUUUAGUUUCCAGAGCAUCAGUGACUUGGAAAAAUUCACUGAGGGAAUGGAUGAUGUUGGCAGCGAGGAGGAGGAGGAGGAGGAGGAGGAGGAAGAAGAAGAUGAUGAUGACAACGACAACGACAACGACAACGACGAAAACAGCAUGGAAGAGGAGGCUGCUGAGGAAGGCCAGGUGGCUGUGCCUGAAGGCAGAGAUGAUGAUGAAGCAGUGAGGACCUUCUCGGGAGGCAAAGUGUCAGAGGAAGUGGAAAAAGGGAAAGCUGUGAAGAACCAAAUAGCACUAUGGGACCAACUCUUGGAAGGAAGGAUCAAGCUGCAGAAAGCUCUGCUGACGACCAACCAGCUUCCCCAGCCCGAUGUUUUUCCUAUUUUCAAGGACAAGGGUGGAUCAGAGUUUGCCAGUGCCCUGAAAAACAGCCACAAGGCACUUAAAGCAUUGCUUAGGUCAUUGGUGGAUCUUCAGGAGGAACUGCUUUACCAGUAUCCAGACACAAGACACCUCGUAGAUGAAACAAAACCUAAAAAGGAAAGUGAGGAAGAGAUCCCUAGUGAGGAAGAAGAGACAGUGGUGGAGGAGCGCCGACAGAAGAGAGGCCCUCCCAAGAGGAAGCUGGGGAUGGAUGACUAUCCUGGCUUCAUGGCAAAGCGUUUUGCCGAUUUCACAGCCUACAGGAACCGCACGCUUCAGAAAUGGCAUGAUAAAACCAGAUUGUCUUCUGGCAAGCUGGGGAAGGGUUUUGGUGCCUUUGAGCGUUCAAUCUUGACUCAGAUUGACCAUAUCCUGAUGGACAAAGAGAGAUUACUCCGAAGGACACAGACUAAGCGUUCCAUGUAUCGUGUGCUUGGCAGAGCUGAGCCAGUAGCUCAGCCUGUUCCUGAGAGUUUGCCAGGGCAGCCGGAAAUAUUGCCUGAAGUCCCUGCCAAUGCUCACCUGAAAGACUUGGAUGAAGAGAUCUUUGAUGAUGAUGAUUUUUAUCACCAGCUCCUCCGAGAACUCAUAGAACGGAAGACCAGUUCCUUGGAUCCUAAUGAUCAGGUGGCUAUGGGCAGGCAGUGGUUGGCCAUCCAGAAAUUACGGAGUAAAAUUCACAAGAAAGUUGAUAGAAAAGCCAGCAAAGGAAGGAAACUCCGGUAUCAUGUCCUUAGCAAGCUACUGAGUUUCAUGGCACCUAUUGACCACACUACAAUGAAUGAUGAUGCCAGGACAGAGCUUUAUCGAUCACUCUUUGGAAAAGUCAGCACACCUGCAGAAGGCCCUCAGAAUUAGGGUCACCCACCCCAGCUGGAUGUGUAUUUUCUACUAGAAUUGAAGAGAUGGCUAGAAGGAAAAGCUGUCUCCAUAUCCCAAUGUUGACUGCUCAUCUAAGCAAAUGGUUGACACCUCCUUGACACCCAAGGCUGAAUUUAGUGAGGGAACUAGUACUGUCCCCUCAGGAAGAAGUGUCUUUAAUAUGCACUCACUCAUAAUACCUGUUUGAUACCUCCAGGACAUUAAGGAUCCCCCACUCCCCCCUUUUAAGUUGCUUCAGUGAUUUGUGUGGCCAGAGAGCCAUCCCUCAUGUCUUUGAUGAUCACAGAGAAGUGGUGUUGGCUUUCGCUACUUUUAAAUAUUUCUAAAGUGUCAGCAGUUGGAGGACUCUGUAUCCUACUGGAAUGUUCAGUAAUUGGUUGGGAAUCAUUCUUUCAAGCAAGAGCCUGUUGAAAUAGACAUGCAUGGGACUGCAUGACAUGAGACCGCCCUAGACAGAAGAAAGCCUGAGCAAAAUGCUGCUUGUCCUGUGUUCAGAGGUUUUUCAGGGCCCUGGGCCCUGGGCCCUGAGUCCAAGGAGCUCUAGGAAAUCUUGAUGGUCACGCCCACCUUUUUUUGCAGCUCAGAAAUAUUGGUGGAUUUUCAGCUGAAUUUUGAUCCUUUGACUUUAUUUUUUUUUGUUUUCCCCCCUGUAGCUGGUAAGGAUUCUUUCAGAAUCCUGUUCCUUUCUCACCACUCAUGACACACUUUAUUGAGGUUAACUCUGGUGUAAAUCUAGCAGGAGCAGAUGAUUCACUUGUUUUUCAUCCAAAGGUCAAAAGCUGGAAAUUAAAUCCCCAUAAGGGGGAUUUAUUGGCCUGCUGUGGUCAAUCUACAAUGAAGAUGAUCGUGCAUAAGUAAUGCAUGCAUAUGGAUGGCGCAGCACGUGGCGCCAAGUGCUCAGCUGCAUCCUUUGCUCUGCCCAAGUCUUCAUUUGAUGUCUAAGAGGAGACCCUUACACAAGCUCACAAAGUAUAAUUGUCAUAAAUACAGAAUUGUGGUUUGGGAAAAUAAUGUUUUGGUGAUGAAAAUGUCAAAACAGAAUUACAGAUUCUUCUUGUUCUAGGAAUCCUGUGUUCCUUUGGCUUUGGUAUCCAAUGACUCUUGAUACAACACUGCCCUGAGGCUGGAAUCCAGAUGUAUUCAGAACUGAAUGUAAUGUGGAUCCUAGCUUAUUUUUUUUUCUAGCUUAUUUUUUAAUAUACGUGUGUCUUCUGAGCACAGGGUGGGGCAAAUAGGAGGGAAGAAGUUUUUUCCACCUCUAAUUAAUUGGUCCCUUUUUCUUGGUGACUUGUAUUUCCUGCCUUGAUAUUCACCUCUUGGGUUUGACUGUCAAGGAAACAUAAAAUUUUCGGUGCUGCUCUAUUUCCAGAAAUAUAAGGCAUCACUCAAAAGGGAUCUCUUUUUUUAAUAUAAUGUAUGAUUCUUUCCUUUUGGCCUGAGGACUCCCAGAUAAUGCAUAUUAUAACAGCAAGUAAAUAACUCUUAAAUAUUUCUAUGUGACACCAGGCUUGCUUUCUUAAGGGGAUCAGACCUUUUGUUGCUGUCGAAUUUUAUCAGGUGAAGAAUGAGAUCUAAAUAGGUGUUCCAGAAUCUUUGGAGCAGAUAUGCUUAAUUAAAGUGAAUGAAAAGUCGGGACCAAUGUGAAAUACCGAACAGGCAAGGGGUUUUCAGCCAAGGGAGGCCGGUGUUUUAAAAUUCCGAAUACCACCCUCCUUCCAGCCAAGAAUAAAUUGGAAACUAUUUUAAUUGACACGGAUACUGCAAUUCAACUGUUACUAGAAAGACAGAUUAGUUGAUUGAUUUGCAUUUUAAUAAAACUAAUACUUUACAUUUUGGUGGCUAAUGCUGAUUUUUAAAUGAGUUCAGAGCUGUUAUCUAGAGUUUCAAUCCAAAGACCUUUUUUCAGUGUUGACUGAAGCAUUCUCUCCUUUGUAUGGAGUUUUGCUUAUUUUAUUCUUGACCAACUGACUACUUAUGGCAGCCACAAACCAGGGACCAUGAAGGGCCCACCGGUAUACUGUCAUAGGCAGAAGAGGAACCAGGUAAUAUCCAAAAUGUGAUAUCAUCCUUUCCUAUCCUCUUCCUGUGCCGCAGAAGUAAGUUUUUGGGAGAGGCUCAUUGAGCUCCUUCCCUUUGCACUCGUGCACACGCGCUCGCUCUCGCUCUCUCGCGCUCUCUCCCCCCCCCCCAUCCCUCUGUGUGUGUGUGUGUGUGUGUGUGUGUGUGUGUGUGUGUGUGUGUGUGUGUGUGUGUGUGUGUGUAGAAAGAAAAAGAGAUUUGUCAAGGCUGGCUUUCAGGAUUCAUUGGGCCUCGUUUACCAUCUCUGUCACACAUUGCAUGGAGAAGGAGGUGGCAUGCUGGGCCAGGAACUGGUCCUGAAGUUCAUUCCUUGCUCCCUAGGGGAUGCUUCAGUUCAGUGUCCUCCUUCGCAAGGAUUAAGGAGCUAUGGCCCUUAAAGUGCUUUGAGAUGAUGCUCCAUAAUCUCUCUCCCAGCCCUCCCCUUUCCUCUUUCUAUCCCCUCCUCUCUUCUCUUUGGAUCACAUUGCCAGCUGAAAUCUUAUUUUCUCUCUACUCUCACCUCCAGUUCUUUUGCUUGUUGCUACUUGAAACUCUUGUCCCAGUGUCCUUUUAGAUUUCUUUUGGGGAGUAGAGGGUGGUUUGUGAAGGUUGAACUGUAAAUGUCUUUUCCUAUGCAAGCAUUCUCUUUGGGUCCUUUUCUGUUGUUUUUGCUUCCUUUGUAAAACCCCUUGGUGAGUGGUCUUCACAGAUUUGUUCUGGACUCAUUUAGCUCUUGGACUGAGGUGGCAAAUAAAAGAUUCUAUUGGUUCUGACCCCAGAGGUCUCAUUAGAUAGGUAGGGAUAUGAUCACAUUGAUGGGUGGCCAUUUAAAAUCAUAUUCACCUUUUUCCAGGUUAACAGGUUAAUUCUCCCUCUCCCCCUGGCCCCCCCUCCCCAUUUUUAAGGAUUGCUAAAUAUUCCCCAGGAUACUUUAUUCUGUAUGACUGCCUUUUUACCAGUUCUAAAAGGAGGAUUGGGUCUGUGCCCCUGAAUUGAUCUAGAAUGUGCCUUUUGAAAUGCAGUUGGGCCUUUAGCAUUCCCUAAGGGUUCCUACCACAGACAUUUCAUGCAUUUAAUGCAUUAGUGCCAAUAUCCUUUUCUCCCGUGGGCCAGAUUCAAGAAAUGGGGAGUGUCAUAGCUCAGCACAAACUUUCCAGAUGAGUAGAGUUGACCGAUUUUUAUAGGGACUCUCCCUGAGGCCACCAGGUACAGAAAGUCAGAAGUGUUUUGGUUCCAGGUUGGCAAUUCUCUCCCUCUGGCAUUUUUGUGUACCAAUGAUCUGAUAACUUGUAUAUUCAUAUGAGAUUUUCUUGUUGUAUCAUGUUUAAUAAAAA